ACCUUGAUUGGCGGAUUUAACGGGGCUUGGUCGAAUCGGCGCUAACACCUGCUAAGUAGUUGACGCUAAACCCUUUCCUUGGUAUAUGGUUAGAUCUGCAUCUUAUAUCUGUCCGGGUUGUUGUUAUGAUCGCUAGCUUCACGGUGUGUUGCAUUUUGGUUUGCAACACCCCGGAGAUAACAUAUGAGGUGCAUGAACUUUGGCAUGGGCUGUAUGACGGUAAGAGUGAUCGGUGCACGUAUAUAAGUGCUCUACCUUCGUCUGCUAACCAACGUGAACGUCUCAUCAUCAUCUGCACCCCACUUGGCAUCCUCUCAAUAUCCUCGUACGAAGAGCAGGUAUUCCCUCUUGAGUAUUCACCGUGUUCAAAGGUAACGACCAUGUUGUCACUCCCAUCAUUCCACAAAGCGCUCCGGCAGGAUGUCUACGCUGAACCACCAACCGUGCAGACCGUCCCGACACCGCAGCCCACGCUCGGGUCAGCUGUGCUCAAAGUCGAAAAGGCCAUGGUGCUUAACUACGCAGGCGAUAUUUACAACGGCAAGCGCCAAUAUCCCUACCCUGUCCCAUUAACCCUCGGAUCCAGCGCCAUCGGGCGUGUCGUGGCUUUAGGUCCCGACGCAGUGUCCCUUAAGGUCGGCGACUUGUGUCUUCUGGACAUCACGAUCAGCGCGCGUGACGACAUCGGCGGUCAAGCCGGUAGUACUUUCCUGUCUGCGAUUAUCGACGGUUUCACACCUGCGAGUAAGAAGCUCAUGAAAGAUGUGUGGCGCGACGGGGCGUUCGCAGAGUACGUGCGUUGGCCACUGGAGAAUUGUCACGUCGUUGACGAGACUAAGACCAAAGCGUUGGGGUACCGGAUAGAGGAUCUCAUGUACAUUUCUAAAAUGCUGGUGAGUUAUGGUGGGUUGGGGCCCGGGUGUGUGGAUGUUCGACCUGGGGAGACGGUGAUUGUGAGUCCUGCGACGGGCGGGUUUGGAAGUGCGGCUGUGCAUGUUGCGCUUGAAUUGGGGGCUGGAAGGGUCAUUGCUAUGGGACGGAAUGGGGAGGUUUUGAGACAAGUCAAAGAGGCGGAGGGUGAAAAAGGAAAGAGAAUCGAGUGUGUUGGGUUGACGGGGGUUUGGGAGGAGGAUCUACAGGCGUUGAAGGGUGUUACCGGUGGUGCUGGGGUCGAUGUGUUCUUUGAUGUGAGUCCGCCUGCGGCGUCGGGAUCAGGACAUUUGAAGGCCGGUGUUAUGGCGCUGAAGAAGAGCGGGAGAGUGUGUUUGAUGGGUGGAAUCCAGGGAGAUAUUGGACUGCCGCAUGAGAGGAUUAUGCAUUGGAAUUUGACGGUCAAAGGCAAGUGGAUGUUUGAGCGGGAGGAUGUGAAGGCUAUGAUUAGGCUGGUUGAGACGGGUGUGGUGAGGUUGUAUCAAGAGGAUGGGAUCAAGCCGUUUGGUACGCGAUGUGAAGGGAAGUACAAACUUGAGAAGUGGCAGAAGGCGUUUGAUGAGGCUGCACGGGUUGGAAGUGAUGGAUUUGUGCUGAUUGAGCCAUAGAUGGGGUUGGUCGGAGCAUCAGAACUCGACACUGUUGCUUGGUGGAUGAGGAGGGUCUGACAGGCUGAAGGUGGAGUCUGCGAGCUUGUUCUCCUACGGCCAGAUUUCUGGCUUUUGUUCCUCGAUAUGGCAGUCAAUGAACUACUCAGGCUUCCAGUCUCAGGCCGUAUAUUCCUGUCGUUCUCGAUGUUGCCUGGAAACACGUUGGCAGAAUGAAUGCAGGAGGCCAGGUAUGAGGUGGUAACGGAGAAACGGCGAUUCGGACAUGACCGAGC
Molecule: messenger RNA, 1813 nt
Organism: Exophiala viscosa
Lineage: Eukaryota; Fungi; Ascomycota; Eurotiomycetes; Chaetothyriales; Herpotrichiellaceae
Product: alcohol dehydrogenase
Exons: 1
Coding region: 126-1538 (470 amino acids)
Cellular component (GO): mitochondrion
Molecular function (GO): oxidoreductase activity
Source: RefSeq, a predicted model, not a curated record